Molecule: messenger RNA, 3761 nt
Organism: Amoebophrya sp. A120
Lineage: Eukaryota; Dinophyceae; Syndiniales; Amoebophryaceae
Source: the annotation of a GenBank genome assembly
AUAAAGUAAUGAUCAGUUUGGAUAAGAAGUGUCUCCACGAACGACACUGCCAGGUCCAACUUUUUUCUCCAUUUCUUCUCUAAAGAGCUUUUCUGUCAAUCUAACCGAAUCUUCACAACUACAGGGCUGCGGCAUAGAGGAACAAAGUUAGCUUCAUAGUACGAUAUUAAGUAGCAAAGAAAUAGUAAGAAGCUGCAACAGCGGCAGCAAACUGUGAAGUAGAUAGCAUCUUAGUGUAUUUACCGACGCUGUUUAUACAGCAGAAGUAAAAAGAGAACUAUAGACUCUACGCUUGAGAGGUAUAUAGAUUGUUGCUGUCGAAAGAAACCAUGGCAACUGCGAGUGCGCCAAACGAUUCUGACGUUUCCAUGUCCCCCGCGGAUGAGCCCAUGGUCACGUCGUCGUCCGCUUCCACUGCUUGCGCAGUCGACACGGCAAGGUCAAAUGAGGGGGAGGUGGAAAGGCUACCGCCACCGGUAUGAAUUUUUUUUUCAGCGGAAAGAUAAUUAAAGAAGGACGACUUGUUUUUGCAGUCGCUUGUGUUUGGUCGCGUGAUCUACUUCUAUAUUGCAUAAUUACUUUUGUCUCGAUCCUUCCUUUCCUUGGAGGUGAAUGAACACACUUUCACCAUGUUUAUAAACAUGAAAAUAAUUUUAUAAACAGGACUUCACCAAAUUUGAUGCGAAAACCUUGCAGCAGAUUGUGGCGAACUUGAGGAGAAAGCCGGGGAAGCUGGGUGAGGAGGUAGAACUUUUACUAAAAGAUCUCCCCACCGCGUCCUCAAGCUCAACCGGUCCGUCUGGCAAUAAAUCAAGUGCAAAUGGAACUACUAGUUCAGCUACAGGUUCAACAUCUUCCUCUAAGCAGCCGAACCACGGCACCACGGCGAAGACCACGGAGGAAUUAGAGAAAGAGGCCGCCGUAUCCGAAGAAAAAACUGUUUCGCUGUGAUGGUUUUGCAAGAUCUGCAUCACAAGUUUGUCAAACAUGACACAGAAAUUUUGCCAUGCGCGUUUCCCAAGGGAGAACACGCUUAGAGAUCCAUUGUGUUGCGGGUCUAGCAAGACAAACGCUUUGGCGUUUCGUUCUCUGCAUCACAGGUUCACAGUGAGACAGUUUUUUCUUGCGAUAUGCCGCACUGCAGUACCAGGAGAUAAAAUACGGGGACGGAGAAGUGAACGACGAUGCGCUAAUGGCCGAUGCGGAUUCGGCGACCAUAAACGACCAAGAGAUGAGUUUUCUGGACCGGAGUAAGUUCGUUCCGAUACGGCUUUCGUACAACGAGAGGCCCUAUUUGAGGUUGAUAGAAGGGGCCACGGCAGUAAGCAGCUACACGGAUAAGGUCGACGGCGUGCCGGUGGACCCAAACAACCCCAGGCUGGCGAUGAAGCGAACCACGAUAAUGAUGAAGCAAAUGUGCGCGUUGUUAUCGGGAAUAUUGGUGUCGCAGGCCUACGAGAAAGGGCAGCAGUUGCUGAAGACCAGGGAGUUCGCAGAAUAUCGGGAUUUUUUCCGGGCGGUAUUGAUGGAUUUGAGCCCUGACAGACCACUUUUACCGUCUUCAUCAUUGGAGCAGUGCAACGAACUAGUGGCACUACUUGUUUUGUUGCGAGUACCUGUGGUCGCUUCGCAAACUGAAUGAAAUCAUCAAACAGGUUUUCGAAAUCGGGAGGAGGUAUAAGAUCCUGAAUCCGGAGCGCAUGCGCGAGGCCUACGGGAAGAUGAUGUAUGUCAUGCAGGACAGCAACAGCAAGGACAUCAGCGAGCUGCUCGGCUUCUCAUGCGUUCAGGAAGUCCGGACCGUGUGGGACGUAUUGUUUUCAUUUGGAGUUUUUGGAGUUUUGCUUUUGGUAUAUUCGCAUGAUGACAAACAUUCGGCACGUAAGUAGCUAGGUAGGAGCAGGCACUACAAGUACAACUCGUAUUUUCAUGUACAACUACGCAAAGGCAUCAAUUAUCCCACAAACCCCCGCCAGGUUCUGUCCCAACACCCGUCGGGUAUCAAGCUUCUCUCCGACCCUCUCCUGCACCAAGCCACCAUGGAAAUCCGCGAUAGGGGCAGGUCAAGAAGAGAAGUGGAGAAAGACUUGCGGACGAAGCAAAAUGCGAAAAAGUCACUGCAGAGCAAGUACGCGACUUCUACAAGACGGGUCGCGCCAAGAUACGGGUAUUUCCGCGGCUACGACGUCCAGGGGGAUGACACCAGCACGAUAGGCUACCAUGGGAAUUCCGAAUCGUUGGAUGAAGACACAAUAGAACAGUGCGUCGCCUCUUUGGGUGAUCACAGCACCUAUCUGCGGUUCAACCGGGAACCGUGUGACAGGUUGCUGGAAUAUUUGAAGGAAUUCUUCUCCCCGGCGGAUCCCGGGGACGAUCCAAAACUGACCUUGUCCAUUGCAGAGGGGCAGCAUGGCGCGAGGCUCAGCCACACGCACGAACGGCAAUACAGGUAUUAAAUUGUGUUGCAGAAUAUUAAUGUUGAUUCCUUGAUGCAUCCUUUGUCUUUCAUGGGGUCACAACUCCCUUCUUUUGCCGAGAAAAUUCUACCCAGAACGAUGCUUCCUCGACGACACUGCAUAUAGGCACUGCGGAAGAAGAUGCAAGAAAAAAUCUUCAUAUAUGCAGAACAAAACACAGGUUCGUGCUCCAGUCUCUCCUCCUCUGGCGCGAAGUUCUGGCCCACAUGUUCCAGCUGUGGCACUACGCAGAACACGAUCUGCUUGACCCGGAUCACCCCUACACCCUAACUUCCACCGGCCAGGGCCUGCACCGCGUGCAGCCCUGUCAGCGCGUGCAGGCGGCCAUGAGCAGAAUAUUAGAGAAAGUGCAGAAGCAGGUCGGCGUGUGGAUUGGGUCCAACCAAAUCCACCUGGGCGACCACAACGUCCCCAACGCCUUGAUGUUCAUCGACAAGUACGCCCAAGUGCCCAGAAUAUGUCAGCCGAUCGUGUUGUGCUUGGACAAAAUACCCAAGCUGUACAGCGAGGUGGGGGAGCACAAUAAGGGGUAUAAUAUAAAAAGUUGUUUUCUACUGACUGUUUUUUUCACGACACUACGUACGAAGAAAUGGGGGCGGCCAGGGAGUCCGCUCUGUCUUUGGUUGCAAUUUACUCGUUUUCAUCCACUUGCAAAUCAUAACAAAUUCACCCAAAAUUGUCGACUUUAUCAGGCUGAUCGACAGCUUUGGCGGCGUGAAGCGAUUGCAGAAACUAAUCCUCGCCGACUUUUUCCGCCACGCGUUCGAUGGGUCCGGCGGGGACAACUUCUUCGACGCCGGUAGUUGCGUGGACGGGAGACUCACCUCCGCCUGGAACUGGUGCUCCCAGAUCGAGCGCAAGCCCUACUUCCCGGUCUUUCUGCUCACCGGGUUUGUCGGCUUCGACGGGGAGGAUGGGUGGGACAAGUAGGUCGGCGGUGACGGGGCGUCCUCUGCGCCUUUGCACGAGGUUUACUCCCUCUCAUAUGCAUCAGCUGUUGACCACACAUAGCUGUUGUACCAAAGACCCACACCCAGCUCUAGAAGUUGUCCGGCGACAUUCUUGUCACGGCACUACAAUGGCGACACUUAUAACUUUUCAAGCGACGCAAAGGGAGCGUAACUGAGUUACGUAUUACCUUCAUAGGAAAUCAAUUACAUAAGUACCCAGUUCUUUGCAAUAUAUUUUUCACUUUCAUCGCUGGGGGAACAGCGGUGAAGUGAAGGUCCGGAGCAAAACCGUGGAAAACCAGUGUUCGAGUUUCUCGCCGAGAAUGGAUCUUUG